Mytilinidion resinicola is the source of this 639-nucleotide messenger RNA. RefSeq lists its product as uncharacterized. The record is from RefSeq and is a predicted model, not a curated record. The transcript has 4 exons. The coding region runs from base 1 to 639 and encodes 212 amino acids. NCBI's taxonomy places the organism in Eukaryota, Fungi, Ascomycota, Dothideomycetes, Mytilinidiales, Mytilinidiaceae.
AUGUUUUACCUCUUUGCGAACUGUAAUUUUGUUCCUGAUAACAUCGUAUCACAGUGGCAAGCCGCCUAUGAUGAACUCGCCAAGUAUGUCUGGUCCAGCGAACCUACCACGAAGACAUACUACUUCGGAAUCCCCCUCGACUACGCGCACGACUUUCACAAAACAACGAGUAUGUUUGCCUUCGAGGUGUACGGAGCUCGAGAGGAUCUCUACGAAACGCACCUCAACUCCCCAUCUAUGCAAAUGUUUCUCUCUUUAAUCCCCGCCGCAUCUACCACAGGCCUCGACCUCUCGCACUACGCUGCCCGCAGUGGCUUCCUCGACCUAUUCGGGGACAGCCGCGAGUGCGGCAUAAUGCAAGACACGCGCAUCGUGUGCACAUCAUCUUCCGCGCGAUCAUCUGUCUUGGCUGCUCUGACCACGCUCGCAGAGAUAGUGGAGAAGACCGAGAAAGCUGCUGGAGCCGAGGCUGGUGUGUACACUGCUAGAAUCUUUGCGCGGUUCAAGGGGAGAGAGGAGAUGGAAGCGUUCUUGCGGAAGAAAGAGGUGAUUGGAUUCUGGAUGGCGGAGAAGGAGGGGAUGAAAAGCAUGGAGUGUAGGGGGUAUUUGCCGAAUGGUAAGGGUUGGCUGCAUAGGUAG